Molecule: messenger RNA, 634 nt
Organism: Fomitopsis serialis
Lineage: Eukaryota; Fungi; Basidiomycota; Agaricomycetes; Polyporales; Fomitopsidaceae
Exons: 1
Coding region: 93-539 (148 amino acids)
Source: RefSeq, a predicted model, not a curated record
CCUCAAGCCUGUCACAAUAGCUGACUGGGGGGCUGACACCAAAUCAUCGUCAGUCACAACUCCAACAGACAAGAGGAUAAUGUCCUUGCCUAAUGCCUCUGCUUCCCAUCCUUCUCUGGACUCCGAGUCCAUCUUCAGUUCUCUGUGGCUUACAAGGCAUUUCUGCGCAGGUGAGUGUUACGAUUGUCUCUUCCGCAACGUCCCUUGGUCUGCUAGGUAGUAUGAGCCUCAACAUUCAAGUUUUAUCGCAAGUUCACAAUCAAGACUCAAGGCCUCAAGGUGGACGCCACAGUAGCUGCCGCCACGGUACAGCAACUAGAUGGCCCACCGACGGUAAGUCGUCCUUGUCGCAGCCUCACUGCCGACGGGAAGCUCACCAGGUAUUUCACGCCAUCCUACCGCUCAGCCCUUGCGCGGCGCUGUGGGCAGCCACGUCCAACGUCUUCGCAUCCCCUGCGACAGUCAAUGCCCUUGCGGUGAUCGGCGAGCCACUAUCCCAGUACGGCCGCAAGGGCGCGGCACUGCCGGGCGUGCGGUGACGGAAGUCACGCGUGCGAACCAGGCAUCCGGACUGUCAGCCUCGUCGCGCUCCCGUGAGCCCAGGGAGGACGCACCGCCGGCAAUGCCACGGUGG